This is a messenger RNA of Prunus avium (sweet cherry), 1530 nucleotides long. Its product is annotated as glutamate receptor 2.8-like. Gene Ontology annotation, cellular component: membrane. Gene Ontology annotation, molecular function: G protein-coupled receptor activity; ligand-gated monoatomic ion channel activity. NCBI's taxonomy places the organism in Eukaryota, Viridiplantae, Streptophyta, Magnoliopsida, Rosales, Rosaceae. The record is from RefSeq and is a predicted model, not a curated record. Gene Ontology annotation, biological process: G protein-coupled receptor signaling pathway.
AUCCUUAUGCAAAGCCUAAUGGUGAGAGCGCUGGCAGUUACAAUGACUUGGUCAAUGAAGUCUUUCUUGGGAACUAUGAUGCUGCAGUGGGAGAUAUAACCAUCAGAGCAGACAGAUCCUUAUAUGUUGACUUUACAUUGCCAUACAAAGAAUCUGGGGUGUCCAUGAUUGUGCCUAUCAAAGACAACAAAAGCAAGAAUGCAUGGGUGUUCUUGAAGCCUUUGACAUGGGAUCUUUGGUUAACAAGCGGUUGUUUUUUCAUAUUCAUUGGUUUUGUAGUCUGGGUUCUUGAACAUCGAAUAAACGAAGACUUUCGUGGACCUCCACAUCACCAAAUCGGGACAAGUUUUUGGUUCUCCUUCUCAACCAUGGUUUUUGCACACAGGGAGCGAGUUGUGAGCAACUUGGCUAGGUUUGUGGUGAUCAUAUGGUGCUUUGUUGUCCUGAUACUGACUCAAAGUUACACUGCAAGUUUGACCUCUCUUUUAACAGUUCAACAGCUCCAACCAACUGUUACUGAUGUAAACUUGCUCCUCAAAUAUAAGGACAAUGUUGCCUAUCAACCAGAUUCUUUUGUUUAUGGGAUUUUGAAAGAUCUAGGAUUUCAGGAUGAAAAUCUUAAGCCCUUUAAAACCCCAGAAGAGUUGAACCAACUUUUUCAAAAUGGGAGUAGAAAAAAUGGCAUUUCUGCAGCGUUUGAUGAAACACCCUACAUGAAACUGUUUCUUGCAACAUAUUGCUCCAAAUACACCAUGGUUGAUCCAACAUUUAAAGCCGAUGGUUUUGCUUUUGUCUUCCCAAAAGGCUCCCCUCUUGCUCACGAUGUUUCGAGGGGAAUCUUAAAUGUGAACGAGGGAAACCAAACGAAAGUCAUUGAGGACAGGUGGUUCAAGAAACAAAAUUGUGCAGACCCCAACAGCUUGGUCUCUUCCAAUAGUCUCAGCCUUGAGAGCUUCUGGGGCCUCUUUCUCAUUGCUGGUGUUGCUUCAACACUAGCUCUGCUCAUCUUUGCUGCCAUGUUCUUGUAUGAACACAAGGACAUCUUCAAGCGACUCAAUCCAGAGGCCUCAUUGUGGAGAAGAUUUCUUAUCAUGUUAAGAAUUUACGACAACAAGGACCUCAAGUCGUUUACUUUUAAGAAGAGAGAACUUGAAGUUAACACCAACUUCCCCCAAAGCCCAUCAGUCUAUUCAGACCAUACUGAAGCACGCAAUGUGUUUGAGGAGCAGAUGAGAACACCUUCUUCUGCUGAUCUUGAGCAUGCUGGUUUCAGUCCUGGAGCAUCAACCAGCAGAUCAGAGAUGGAAUCAGCCAUUGAGAUUACUGAGAGACCAAGAACUCAAGAGAUUGCCCCAGGAAGCAACUGAUGCAGCUUCUUUGUGACACGUAACUCUGUAUUAUUUAUACAAGUAGCACCGUAAAUUGUAUAGUAUGGGGGGAAAUUAUUAUAAAUUGGUUUAGAAAUAACAUGAUGAGCUCAGAGCUCAGAGCUCAGUGUAAGCAAAAACUAUUGCACAUCUAAACAAAAGG